Molecule: messenger RNA, 612 nt
Organism: Closterium sp. NIES-67
Lineage: Eukaryota; Viridiplantae; Streptophyta; Zygnematophyceae; Desmidiales; Closteriaceae
Source: the annotation of a GenBank genome assembly
ACUCGCGGAGCGGGAGAGGCGGAACGGACGCGUACCAAAACAGAAAUGCAGGGAAGGAAAAACGGGGACGGGAAAGCACAUCGCAUGGAUUCCCAAAGGGGCAGAACCAACCGAACGUUGUCAAUCGCACAUCGUGAUACGAGAGAAAGAGAUGGGUGAACGCGCAAGGAAAGACAAACGGCCAGGGAGGCACCAACACGAGGUCGGAUACUUGUAAAGGAGGGGAAAGCAACACAAAGAGCGCAUGAGUAGCAGGAAUAGCGGACCUAGGACACGACCACCCUGCAACGGCACGGAUAAUCGGGUACCGGCAACGGCAAACAAAACUACAGCCUCUGUCAAGGAUCGUACGCGGGAGUGCAAGGCGGUGGCGGAAACAGAAGGCACCAAACAAGAGAGGGAAAAGAAACCAGCGUGGGACCUACAAGAGAGGUGGGUCUACAAAUCCGUCUUUGGAGAGAGAGAGGUGGAGAAAGAGAAAGAGGGGAGAGAGGGAGAGAGGGAGCGAGGGAUAAAGUGAGAGAGCCAUUGGAAGAACAGAAGUGAGGGACAUGAUGGAGAGAGGAGUGGUGUGUGUGUGUGAGAGAGAGAGAGAUAGAGAGAGAGAGAGAA